GCAUUGUGUUUCUUAAUUUUUUAAUAUUUUUUUAUUUUAAAAGUCUCAAGAAAAGAAGUCAAAAUGGUUAAAUUAAUUCUUUAUAUGCAUCCCGCCUCUGCUCCCUCGAGAGCUGUUAUCUUUGUGGCCAAAUAUAUUGGAGUGGGAUUGGAAUAUAAAAUUGUUGAUUUUCUCAAGCGUGAUACUCUAAAGCCUGACUUCCUCAAAAUGAAUCCCCUGCACACCUUACCCACUCUCAUCGAUGGCAGUGCUGUGAUCUAUGAUUCCCAUGCCAUUUGUUCUUAUCUUGUGGAGAAAUAUGCCCCAAACGAUGAUAAAUUAUAUCCCAAGGAUUUGAUCAAACGUGCCUUUGUUGAUGCCAUUUUGCAUUUCGAUUCGUGUGACUUAUUCUCCCCUAUGCGUUCCAUGUAUGCUCCCAUUUUUUACCAUGGUUUCCACGAACUGCGUAAGGAGACUAUUGCUGCCAUACAGCACACCUGGUUGACCAUGGAACGUUUGUUAGAGAAUCAUCAUUUUCUGUGCGGUGAUGACAUGACCAUUGCGGAUAUAUGCUGUAUUGCUACCACAACCGCUGUGUUGGCCUUUGCCCCAAUCGAUGAAAAGGCAUGCCCAAAAUUAUUAGCAUGGGUAAAACGCAUGCGUGCCAUGCCCUUUUAUAGUGAAGAUGGUGCUGAGGGUGUGAAAAAAAUUGUUUUGGAGAAAAUUAUGGAAAACUGCAAAGCUUGAAGAAAAAACAUUUUAAACAAUAAAUAGUAUGUUUUGGCUGAAAAGGCUUUAAAAUAAAAGUGCCAAUAAUAAAUGAAAUGUG
This is a messenger RNA of Stomoxys calcitrans (stable fly), 808 nucleotides long. Its product is annotated as glutathione S-transferase 1. Gene Ontology annotation, molecular function: glutathione transferase activity. Gene Ontology annotation, biological process: glutathione metabolic process. The transcript is spliced from 3 exons. The coding region runs from base 64 to 726 and encodes 220 amino acids. The record is from RefSeq and is a predicted model, not a curated record. Lineage: Eukaryota; Metazoa; Arthropoda; Insecta; Diptera; Muscidae.